Messenger RNA from Aspergillus clavatus NRRL 1, 1611 nucleotides. RefSeq names its product Protein kinase domain-containing protein. The coding region runs from base 1 to 1611 and encodes 536 amino acids. The record is from RefSeq and is a predicted model, not a curated record. The transcript has 3 exons. Gene Ontology annotation, molecular function: protein serine/threonine kinase activity; ATP binding. Gene Ontology annotation, cellular component: cytoplasm. Gene Ontology annotation, biological process: protein phosphorylation; intracellular signal transduction. Lineage: Eukaryota; Fungi; Ascomycota; Eurotiomycetes; Eurotiales; Aspergillaceae.
AUGGCCAGUCGACAGUUUGCAAGCGAUGGGUUCAGGCCUGAAGACCGAGCAUUGGCGGACUAUCGGCCAUGGAGAAACUGGAAGGACCGGUUCGAGACAGUCAUCCCCUUCCUCCUUCGUCCUGACAGCGAUGUCUCACAAGAGAACCCACUGCUUCAUCAACUCGUCCAGAGUCGGUACGAGGAAAGCUUGGAGACAAGAGCCGGGGAGCCGAUCUCCAGAUGCCCGCAUGAGUAUGACCGGCUCAGCUCAGCAACAAUGCUCAACAGAUCUAGGAAACGCAGAGCGGACACCAGGGAAUUCCAGGAAAGAGUUGUGAGAUUCGAAAGGCCAGCCAAAAGGCCAGCGACUGCAGCGGAAAGAAAAUUGCCAGUUAAUCAGUUGCGAUUCGAGGCCAUUUGCAGCUCGCUGAAAGAGGAUAUACGUAUUAUUGGGAGGAUUGGUUCAGGAUCAUACGGAACCGUUUACCUAGGUCGAGGGCCUGCACCUGGCGCUCCAUACGACCCUGCCAACGAGAUGACAUAUGCAAUCAAAGUUGAGGAUCAUCGCACCAUAUCGGAGUCGUUCUGGGGCCAAUCCAAGCCUGAAAUGGUGUGCAUCAUGGACAAUGGAAGAGUUCGUCUCAUUCCGCGCGAAGCAAUGGUCAUGCUCCUGUUGACUAACAACCCAAGAUUCCCAACGCUCGCGUCCGUCUGGACCGAGGCUCGUGACACUGCCAUCGUCAUGAGCGCGUGUGUCGAUCAUCGUAUGACCGAAAGACUAUUAACAAGGCAGAAAAAGAAGGAGGAGAAGGAGAAGGAGAAAAAGAAGAAAGCUCCAUGGCAGAUAAAAGCGCCAUCUUUCUGUGGGGAUUUCCUGAUGUAUCACAAACAGACGCUCAUUGACGAAGUCGAAGCCUGCAAGGUGUCAUCGCAGCUUCUGGAAGCAAUCGCCUAUCUUCGGGAUAUGAAUCUCUCCUACGAUGACCUUUCGCAUCUCAAUUACCUGGUGGACGAGAAUCUCAAUGUGCAACUCAUUGACUUUGGACUCAUGUCCUUCGGACUCAAGGAGUCCGAUUUCGACACCAAUCUUUACACAUACCUGAUCUAUCAAGAAUACCAGAUCAUGCCAGAGCUUGUAAUCGAGGUGAUGAAACCGAAUUACCUGUUCGACCUGCAACGCAACUGGGGCCAGAUGACAGUCUACCUGCCCAACGAUGUUCGCCAAAGCCACCUCUGGAAAUACGCCGCCAUGGUUUAUGGCUUGCUGCAUGGAUUUGCGCCCUGGGAGGAUCCAGAAUGGGACCAAGGUGUCGGUUUGAUCGAGGACUUUAUCGAAGAUCGACUAACGCCGGAGAACUACUAUCAAGGGGCGCGUUGGGAAGCGGCUGCGAAGAGGCGGAAGCAAAUGGUCAAUGAAGAGUUGCCCAUCGACGAGAGCCUCUCGCAGGAUUGUGUGGACAUGCUGCGAGCAACCCUGCAGAAAGAUCCAACCCAGCGACCAAGACUCAGCGAGUUGGAAUCGUUCCCCUGGUUCGGCCAAUGGGCCUCCCACACCGACAGGUCGUUCAGGAGGCCCAGAAGUCGGGUGUACGAGGCGCUACUUCCGUCAAACAUAAGGGAUUCUAACUGA